UCUCCAGUAGAUGUCAGUAAAACACCACAGCGCGACGCUGCAUUGUUACCGAGCGUCAGUCUAUAUAACCGGAGCGCAUUCCUGCACACCGCUCACAGUGACACAAACCGCGGCCGCUGUCCUCCGAACCCACGCGUCUACUUAACCACGGCCAAAACUGAGCAGCAGGGCCUGCGGAUCUCCAGCGAUCACCUCGGAUUUCAUUUCAUUCAAUCUGAACAAACGAAGCCGAUCAAAACCAGUCCGAUUGGAUCGCUCAGCAGCGAUGUCGGAGUUUCUGGUGGAUCUGCUCGGAGAGCGCCUCGUCAACCGGGAGAAAGCCGAGCUGGAUGUUCACGCGCUGGGCAGUAAGCUGUCGCUGCUCGGGCUCUACUUCGGCUGCAGUUUGAACGGUCCCUGCAAGCAGUUCAACUCCAGCCUCUGCGAGUUUUACAGCAAGUUUAAGAAAUCAUCAGAGCACAAGGACAAAUUGGAGAUCGUCUUCAUCUCGUCGGAUCAGGACCAGAAACAGUGGCAGGACUUCUUGCAGGAAAUGACAUGGCCGGCUUUGCCUUUUAAAGACAGACACAAAAAGAUGAAACUCUGGAACAGGUACAAGGUGACCAGUAUUCCUUCUUUGGUCUUCAUCGACGCAGCCACGGGGAAGGUGGUAUGUCGGAACGGUCUGCUGGUGGUGCGGGAUGAUCCGAAAGGUCUAGAGUUCCCCUGGGGCCCGAAGCCCUUUGCUGAGGUGGUGGCCGGGCCCUUGCUCAGGAACAACCGACAGACAACAGACAGCAGUGCCCUGGAGGGAUCCUUUGUUGCAGUUUACUUCUCCGCCCAUUGGUGCCCCCCGUGUCGUAGUCUUACCCGAGUGUUAGUGGAAUCAUAUCGGAAAGUGAAAGAAUCAGGACAGAAAUUUGAGAUUGUUUUCGUCAGUGCUGAUAGGUCGGAAGAGUCGUUUACACAGUAUUUCAGCGAGAUGCCAUGGUUGGCGGUUCCGUACACAGAUGAGGCCAGAAGGUCACGGCUCAACAGACUCUAUGGAAUCCAAGGUAUCCCCACACUGAUCCUGUUGGACACAGAGGGUCACAUGAUCACACGACAGGGACGGGUGGAAAUUCUCAACGACCCUGAGUGUCGGCUCUUUCCGUGGCACCCACGACCCGUACUGGAGCUCAGCGAAUCCAACGCCGUGCAGCUUCACGAAGGGCCCUGUCUGGUGCUGUUUGUGGAUGCAGAGGAGGAGGGCGAGCUUGAGCCAGCCAAAGAGCUCAUCCAGCCAAUCGCAGAGAAGAUUAUGGCCAAAUACAAGGCCAAAGAAGAAGAGACGCCACUGCUGUUUUUUGUGGCUGGGGAGGAUGAUAUGACUGAUUCACUACGGGACUACACCAACCUACCUGAGGCUGCGCCGCUUCUCACCAUCCUGGACAUGUCGGCUCGGGCCAAAUACGUUAAAGAUGUGGAGGAGAUCACACCAGCUGUGGUAGAACAGUUUGUUAGUGACUUUCUGGCUGAGAAGCUCAAACCAGAGCCCAUUUGAAGUGAGGUGACAUCCUGGACAGCACUAACCUCCCCCCACCCUGUGACCCGAACCUCCGACUGACCCUUGACCUCCAGGCGUGCUCUAUUUCUCUCCCUGUCAGACUGUUGAAACAGAAACUCACUUUUUACUUAUUUUAAGCUGUGCCCCUCUAUCGUGAUGUGGCCUCCUCCUGUGGUGCCUUGCAUUUACUACAGCGCCGACUGAAUAAACGAUUUUUAAGUUGA
This is a messenger RNA of Triplophysa dalaica, 1749 nucleotides long. It is a transcript of the gene nxn, whose product is annotated as nucleoredoxin. Gene Ontology annotation, molecular function: thioredoxin-disulfide reductase (NADPH) activity. NCBI's taxonomy places the organism in Eukaryota, Metazoa, Chordata, Actinopteri, Cypriniformes, Nemacheilidae. The transcript has 8 exons. The coding region runs from base 266 to 1522 and encodes 418 amino acids. The record is from RefSeq and is a predicted model, not a curated record.